This is a messenger RNA of Cooperia oncophora, 552 nucleotides long. Lineage: Eukaryota; Metazoa; Nematoda; Chromadorea; Rhabditida; Trichostrongylidae. The record is from the annotation of a GenBank genome assembly.
GUCAAAAGAACUUCUGGAAGGAUAGUGAUCUGGAAGCGAGACUCCGGAAUAGCGGCCUUCGCUGCGAGAAAGCCAGUCAAUAUUCUAUCAGCAGAAACGGCUAGAGCGGUCUAUCGCAAGGUAUGUGUUGCGCAGAUCAACCAAGGAAACUCAUUGGCCUGGAAUAGAGCAAUACAUUCACACAUAGACGAAAUAAUAUCAGAAAUGUUUCGUGCCCAAUCCGCGCCAAACCAAUGGUUCCACCAGAAGUCCGUCAUCACAUCGAGACCGUACGAAAUAGUGGGAUUUGAUGCUUCAGAGCUAGUAUCAACAACUAAAAGAAAUAGUUUUGUGGUCAGGGUAACAGAUUUUUCGAUGUGUGAAGCCGCUUGUCUUGUGCCAGGUAAAUCGGCGGAGACGAUUGCAAGAGCCACGCUAGUGGGUACCACCCGAGUCGGCGGAGAAAUGUCUCUAUUUUGUGUUACAUGGUGUAGACCACGUGUUCCGCUCGACAUUAUCCGUAAUGGUGUAAUAUUCGGUAUUCCAUGGAUUAAACGAAAGACGAGAUUAUAA